Molecule: messenger RNA, 1937 nt
Organism: Notolabrus celidotus (New Zealand spotty)
Lineage: Eukaryota; Metazoa; Chordata; Actinopteri; Labriformes; Labridae
Gene: cckar
Product: cholecystokinin A receptor
Exons: 5
Coding region: 197-1561 (454 amino acids)
Biological process (GO): neuropeptide signaling pathway
Cellular component (GO): membrane
Molecular function (GO): gastrin receptor activity; neuropeptide receptor activity
Source: RefSeq, a predicted model, not a curated record
GCGCACCACAUCACACCGGGAGCGCACGGGAACUUAGAGAAAAUUAUUUAUUUUUCACAAAUCUGCCAAGAUAAAAGAUACAAUUUCGAUCUUUCAUCCUUUUUUUGGAGUAUAUAUUUUUCAUUUCUCAUCCAAGAUUAUGACGAGUUCUGCACAGAUGCCUGACUUGACUUGAGGCUGUAGCAGAGAAAGCGAAAUGGAGACGUUCACACCGCCUGAUAUCUUCAACUCAACUGACCUGAACAAGAUUUUAUGUAAUUUGGGGAUCAAGAAUAUUUCGGAGUGCGAGAGCGAGCAGGAUCCGUCACCCGAACCAAAAGAUAUCAACCAGACGGUGAGAAUCGUCCUCUACAGCCUCAUCUUCCUCCUCAGCGUCCUGGGAAACAGUCUUAUCAUCGCCGUCCUGGUGAGGAACAGACGCAUGAGGACAGUCACAAACUUGUUCCUGCUGUCCUUGUCCAUCAGCGACCUGAUGGUGUCUCUGGUCUGCAUCCCCUUCACACUCAUCCCCAACCUCAUGAGGGACUUCAUCUUCGGCACCGGGAUCUGCAAGCUGGUCAUGUACUUCAUGGGUGUCUCUGUAAGUGUUUCCACAUUUAACCUGGUCGCCAUCUCCCUGGAGCGAUACAGCGCCAUUUGCAACCCACUGACCUCCAGAACGUGGCAGACUAAAUCCCACGCUGCCAAAGUCAUCACCGCCACUUGGGUGGUAUCCUUCAUCCUCAUGCUGCCUUAUCCCAUCUCGAGCACCCUCAAGCCUUUCACCCGCCUCAACAACAGCACGGGCCACAUGUGUCGCCUGGUCUGGCCCAAUGAUGUCAUCCAGCAGUCCUGGUAUGUUUCCCUGUUGCUGCUGCUCUUCCUAAUCCCGGGGAUCGUCAUGAUGACAGCCUAUGGACUCAUCUCCCUGGAGCUGUACCGGGGCAUCAAGUUUGAGUUAUCGAACAGGAAAUCCACCAGAGAGAGACAAUCCAGCACGAGCAGCAUCAAAACCGGGGACAGUGAUGGCUGUUAUCUCCAGCAGACUAAAAAAAAAAACAUCGCAAGCAACGUCCCCAGCUCCAGCAGCCAGCCCAUGAUGGGCAGAGUGUGUGGUAGCAGCUCCACAGCAAACCUCAUGGCCAAGAAGCGCGUGAUCCGCAUGCUUCUGGUCAUUGUCUUCCUUUUCUUCAUCUGCUGGACACCUAUCUUUGUGGUCAACGCAUGGCAGGCAUUCGACCGGCGCUCGGCCUACCGCUUAACCGGCGCACCCAUCUCCUUCAUCCACCUGCUCUCCUACACCUCGGCCUGUGUCAACCCCAUCAUCUACUGCUUCAUGAACAAGCGUUUCCGUCAAGGCAUGCUGGCUACAUUCACCUGCUGCAGCUGUUUGAGGAGUCGCGGUGGAGAGAGCGGCGGUGCGGGGAGGUCAACUGUAACUGGAACAGUAAAAGGGGAAGGGGGCAGAUUUAAAGCAGGGGGGAAGACCAAUGAGCAGAAUGGUCAUACAUCGCCAAGUGGAACCAGCACACGCUUUACCUACACUGGGAUCCGAGCUUCAGCCUGGAGUGAACUCACUUAAACUGGAUAGUUACAAGUGUGUGUGCUUGCUAGUGCUCAAGCUUGCAAACAAGGCAAAGGCCUCUUAGAGCUUAUAUGAUGACUUAUAGAGCAGCUACACUGCUUUCGUUUUCAGCGUGACAUGACAUUAGUGCAAUAGUUACCAGAACUUCUGUACUUACAGUGUAGUCACAGCACACUUUGAUGUCCCCAGUAGCUUGCAGAGUCCAGGUUCUUGUCUGGUCACAUAGAGCCCUGAAGGAAAGAAGAAAAAUAAUCAGCUUACCAUUCAUAAACUCUCCUUUAGUGUGUCUUUAUCUCAGCUAUUUGUAACUCCUUGUCUAGCUGUGCAAGGACUCUUCAAUCCAAUAUUGAUUGACAUGUCUAUUCUGGGCGGA